Messenger RNA from Cladocopium goreaui, 7227 nucleotides. The record is from the annotation of a GenBank genome assembly. Lineage: Eukaryota; Dinophyceae; Suessiales; Symbiodiniaceae.
AUGAGGCAGGCCGCUCGAAUCAAGACCAAAUCUUCCUGGAUCGUGGAAGACAGAGGCCAGGGGCACGAUCGAGCUCUUCUACACCACUACUUGCUGGACUUUGACUUCGUCAGGUUCGACUUCGUGUGGACAGGUCGGACAGAUCUCGGAGCCGAGACCGGCCCAGAGACCGAGGUGGUCGACGUGGUGGUGGACGAGGGCCUGAUCUACCAGAACCUGAGCCCGGGCCAGCUGUUGGGGGUUGCGGAUUUGUUCACAACUUCUGACGCUUUUGCAUUCUUCUUUUUCCUGAACUUUGUCUCCAACGCCUUGGACAUUCUGGACACCUUGGACGUUGUGGAGUUUUUCAACCAGGUCAUUUUGAUCUACCUCAACGAGUUGAUUGCAAAAUUGACUGGACCGGCUAGGUUGUUGGCAAUGUCAUGGAGUCAAGUGGACUUUAGAGGAAAAUCUGGUGUUAAAACCCUGUUAACUCGAUUAGCAGAAAGCCCACUGGUGCGAAAGAACUUGCCCAACACCAGUGCGGUGAUGAACCAGUACUUCAACUACAAGCGCUUCCCCAAUGAGACCAUUGCCAACUACCUCGUUCGGGAGUCGCUCUACUUCGAGGAGUUCAACGAGUCCCUCUUGGCCUUGAAGGAGGAACAAGAAGGAGGUUUGUCGCAGAACAUCUUUGACUUCAGUGAUAGCUCUUCUGAGUCCGAUGACGAGGACGAGGAUGGAUCAACCAAGAAGUCAAAGGGUUACCAGAAGGUUCCAACUUCAGAACCAUCCCCCAUGGGAACAAUGCCUGUGGGUUCACCUGAAGGCAGACCUACACCUCCUGAAGGAGCUCCAUCUGUGGGUCGUGGCAGCAGGGCCAGUCGGCCUCCUUUGGCACCUACGUUGAGCUCUAUGGACAGCUUCAUUUUGAAGCAGCUACGUGGUUGGCGUCUUCUUUCAGGAGCUUGCUUGACUGCGGAGGAGUGGCGUGCUGUGCUGUCAUCUACAAACAGCAAGCUGGACUACCAGAACAUCAGCAUGGCCUUGACCAUCCUCUAUGACGACCAGAUUCAAUCUCAUCGAGGAGGACAUCAACUACAUCAUGGAGGAGCUCAACUCUUUUCCCUCGAGGACGGCGACUGGGCUUGGGAGACACCUUGGUGGAGCGAUCAAGAUCAUUGGGCUAGCUACGCAGGUUGGCCUGAAGAAGAUGAAGAUUGGACUAUGGAAGAAGAGACAGAGGAAGCAGAAGGACAAGGAGAUGAUCCAAAGAAGGAGAACGAGGCCAUGGCUCAAACAACAUGGAGUCAGGCUCAUCGCACUACGCAGUUGGUGAAGAAGGACAGAGGUUUUGGUAAAGCCGUUGGGAAGUCUGGAAAGGCUUCUUCAGCCUCUGAUGGAUGCCACAUCUGUGGUCAUCCUGGUCACUAUGCCCGUGACUGCCCUGACAAAUUUGCCCCAAAAGGCAAAGGUGGUCGUCUUCACUAUGUUGGUGCCUACGACGAGGGCGGCAAGAACGCCUACUAUGUGGAUGACCUCUACUAUGUGAAGGGCAAAUUUGGUGGUGGCAAGAGCAAGGGCAAGUCCAAGAACAAAGGCAAGAACAACGUCAACGCCUAUGCCAUGGAGUAUGACGACUACAGCUAUGGGUACUAUGUCCUGGACUUCCCCGACGAUCAUCUUGAUCUACAUGCUGCGGCUCGUGAACCAGAUCCUUCCUUGGGUCAACGUUCUGUGACCACUGCCAACAAGACCAAGACAUCUCCGGCCUUGGGGAUGCUGGACACUGGUGCAACUUGCUCUGCCGGCCCCGAGAGUUCCAUCAAGAACAUGGUCAAUGUGCUGCUUCAGCAGGACAAGUCAGCCAAGAUCACUUUGGACGGAAAAAGCUGCCCCAGAUUCCGAUAUGGGACCCUUCCAGCCGAUCCACGAGAUCCCAGGAUGGAUCGAGCUCAAUGGCCAUGCCUGGGAGUGCACACCCCAGGCAAGAGCAAGUCCAACAAAUGGGCUGCGUGGACUCAGUGCGAAAAGUGCGGUUUGAGGCUGGAAUACGUUCCAAAACAAGGGAGCCCAGCAACCAAUGUGGAGACUUGCAAUCCCUUCAUGGUUCGCAAAGCUCUUCAAGAUCUACAGGAGAUGCUUCCAAGCGACAUGGUUCCCAACGAGACCCUGGUGAAAGCAUGCUACGACAAGGUGGCCGCAGAGGAGCGUCUGAAGACUCUCAUGCUGGACUACAAGGACCAAUUGGCCAAACUACAGAAGAAGGUGGAGAAGGUGAAACCGGGAAUGACAUCGGCAAAGAGUGGUGCCGAGUGCAACCACUUCAUGGGCCCAGGUCACACCUCCACACUCUCCCGAGCUGAACGAGAUGUUCGAUCUGAUGACGGAGGACGAGAAGCAAGAGCUGACCAAUCGUCUUCGACAGCGCCGGGAAUCCAUUCCAGUGUCGGACACGGAGAUCAAUCCUCCAUAUCAGCAAUGAGCAGCCACUACAUGACUGCUGCGGAGAUCAACCUGGACUUCGAGAACCAGCAUCCUCUACCUCUUCGAGUUGGUCAAUCGAUGGUGAACACCUUGCACCUUGUCAACAAUGAGUUCAACGAGAUCAUGGCGGAGACGGUCUAUGGAAAGAAGCCUUUGGUCUGGGAGCUUUUCUGUGGUCCUCAGUCUCAACUGACCACUUCAUGCUUGGAGAAUGGGUUGGAAACUAUGAGAACCAACUUGGCUAGUGGAUUCGACCUCUACAAGGACGAGACUUGGGACAAGCUCUAUGGACUGUAUGAUCGUCAUCGACCUGAAAAGCUCUGGUUCAGCCCACGCUGCACCUACUUCUGUGACUGGGUUGACCUCAACUACAGUCAUCGCCCUGAAGUUCUGCAGAAAUAUCUUCGAAAAGAACGACGCAUGCUGCGGCGCAUGCGGGAUUUCAUGAAGUAUGUCAUCUCCAAAGGUUCUGACAUCUAUUGGGAAUGGCCUUGGCGAUGCAGAGGAUGGAAGGAGAAGCUGGUUAUCGAGUUCAUCGAGGAGGUCACUGCUCAACUGAAAGAGAUUUGGACUUGUAGGAUUGAUGGUUGUAGAUUUGGAAUGAAAGGAGAAAGUGGCAACUUUAUCAAGAAGUCAUGGAAAGUGAUCACCACGGAUCAGGAGUUCUACAACCAAUUUCGACUCAAAAGCUGUCUUGGCAAUCACCAGCAUGAAUGGCUGGAAGGAACUGCUACAUCCAAAUCUGCCUACUACCCCGAACAGAUGUGCCGGAGCAUUGCGCGAUUUUGGAGAUCGAUGCUCUUGCCAUCUCGAUGGACGAAGAUGCUCUGGACUGCCCCUGUGCAGGGCUUGGAUCCUUUUCCUUCACUUCUCUUCACCCACAACGAGAUUGAGAAUGAGGCCAUCCUACCUGCUGGAGAAGUUCAUCAUUCUGAAGGAGAUCUACUGCCUGUUUCGGGAGUAUCACAAGAUCGAGCUCUUCAAGAUCCUGAGGAGCUACAACCUGGAGACCAUCAACAAGACCCUGACUAUGCAGGCGUUUCUUCCGCAGAUCUUCAAGCUUGGCGAGCCCAAAUAGCCCGAUUUCAUCGAGCAGCUGGUCAUCCGAUUGCUCGCAAUUUGGCGAGAAUGCUUCAAGAUGCACAAGUGGAGAAGUGGAAGAUCAAGGAGGCAUUUCAAUAUCGAUGUCCAGUUUGCGAAGAACACAAACCUGGUGGAAAGUCAUCGCGACAGGUGGCUCCUAUGUCCAUACGUCCUUUGCCUCAGCCCUGGGAACAUCUUGGAAUCGACAUCACCGAGUGGGAGGUCCCUGGAAUUGACCUCAAGGUGAAGUUCAUGGUGAUGAUGGACAUGGCCACUCACUAUCGCGUGACUGAGACCUUGGCGACCUAUCCCUACAGCAAGACCUACGUGGAAACAGCGGAUGAUGUGCUUCGAGUCCUUCUGACUCGAUGGAUCAUGGACAAGCCCAAGCCGAAGAUCUUGAUCCCUGACAAUGCCAACACCUUCCUCUCCCAGAAAGUGAUGGAAUUCUGUGCGGACGUUGGUAUCACUGUGAUGCCACCUCCUGACAAUGAAAGUUGGGCACAUGGAGUUGUGGAGAGGACGGUGCAGCAUCUCAAGGAAGCUGCCAACAGGAUCUACAGCUCUUCACCUGACCUUCCUCCUGCUCAAGUGGUGGCCUUGGCAACUUCAGCUUUGAACAGUACUGAGUUCCACCGUGGCUACACCAGUUUGCAAUGGGCAUUUGGUCAGCAAACAACACUGACCGAGGAGGAGCUUCGACAACAGAUUUCCCUUCCUGUGGAGCGACAGCAGGAUCAAUAUCUGCGACUACUUUCUCAACGAGAAGCUGCAGAACAACAUGCUCGAAAAGCUCGAGCGACCUUGCUGUUUUCCAAGUUGAAGAACACCUCCAUCAAGCAGCCUGUGCGAACUUUUCACAUGGCUCAGCCUGUCAUGGUCUGGCGGAAGUUUCUUCCUCACACCAUCUACAAGGGGAGAAAAGGAGGUAGAAAACACACAGCCAAACCCCGAUGGGUUGGACCGGGAAGAGUGGUCUUUCAUGAAUUGGUGCCCGGUCAGACAGAAUCUGAUCGAAAGCAGAUUGUCUGGGUCAUCCUUGGGAACAUCCUCUACCGAGCUUCAGUUCACAGUGUACGACCUUUGUCAGCCCGAGAACAAGAACUACAUGAAGCUCAUGGAGAUGAAUCACAUCGAUGGAAGGAGCUCACAGACAUGAUCCCACGGAGGAACUAUGUCGACAUCGAACCUGAACAACCUGAAGAUGGUGAGAUCGAAGAACCUUACCUUCCUCCAGUUCCUGGACCUCUUACCAUGAAGCCGAAAAUGAGAUUCUGGAGGAAAGACACUAUGUCGAACUAUGGAGAUCCUCUCAGCCAACGUCUUCAACGAGCACUUCCUGCACUUCCUCCUGAAGUUCCCUUUGAGAUCCCGAAUGACAAGGUCAAUGAGUAUGACUCCGACGUCGUCCCAUCACCAUCACCACCGUGUUCAGUGGAGGAGAUUCCUAGCGAUCGAGAAGCAGGUACGAAACCUACCUCAAGGAGAACAUCACUUGCUUCAGCCCCACCAAUUGCUGAAGAACCUGACGGAGGAGAACAUGGACCUCCACAACCUGCUGCUGAGGUGGUGGAUGAUACACCAGUGCCAGAGCCUGACCAGAAGAAGGCCAAGCUCGACGAUGAGGGCGAGGCUGAUGCACUUUUGGACUUUAACAGUGCAAUUCUGGAAUCAGGAGAAGGCUACUUCAUGAGUUUGGACUUGGAUUUGUCUUCCAAUCGGCAACGCAAGAUGUUUUUGAACAACCCUGUGGCCUUUUUGGCGAAGAAGCUGAACAAUGCUGAAGUCGUGUACCGACGUCUUUCUGAGGAGGACAAGAAGUUGUUCACGAACGCCAAAGCUGCAGAGGUAUCUUCCUUUUUGAAGACAGCCGCAGUUCGCCGUUGCCUUUCUCAUGAAGAAAACCUUCAAGCUCAGAACUCUGGCAGAGUGCUCAAAGCACGUUGGGUUUUGGUUUGGAAAGCGAUUCCUGGUGAAGACCGAUCCAAAGCCUUGGACUUACGUGCUGCGGAUCCGGACAACACCACAGUGAACGCUGAUGGUACUCAGAAGGCUAAAGCCCGCAUAGUGGUGCUUGGAUUUCAGCAUCCGGACUUGGCCUCAACAACCUUCAGAAGCUCAGCCCCAGUUCAAAGCCAAUUGAUGCGCAACUUGGCUCUCUUUGUGACUUCUCAAAGAAACUGGGUACUGGAAUCUUUGGACAUGAGUACUGCCUUCUUGCAGACCGGUGCUCAACAAAUGGAGGAGGAGAAGCUCUACACCAGUGGCGUGCCAGAAUUGAAGCAGGCACUUGGAGCUUCCGACGCCGAGCUGCUGCGCUUGGUAAAGAAUAUCUACGGCAACAGUACUGCACCUCGUGGACUUUGGCAAGAUGUUGAUGCGACUUUCAAGAAGUUGGGCGCUCACCGAAUUGUGGGCGACGCAUCAUUUUGGGUGUGGACUGUGCCGAAUCCAAAACCUAUGAACAAGUGGGAUCAGAACAUCCUACUUGGCUAUGUUGGUGGACACGUCGAUGACUUCACUCUUUCAGGAGACCUUCAAGAUCAUCGAUGGAUGGAAAUUCGAAAACAAAUCCUUCAAGCCUACAAGUGGGGAAGCCAGAAGCAACAGAGCUUUCGCCACACUGGCGUCGACCUCGAGAUCAUGGAGAAAGGAAGCGAAAGAUGGGCUCAACUUUCUCAGGACUUCUACAUGGAGACCCUUCAGGACCUCACCAUUUCACCUGAACGUCUUCGAGGAGAUCCUAAGGCUAUCAUGACUGAUGGUGAAGUUGCAGUUUGCAGAGCUUCACUUGGAGCCUUACAAUGGGUUGCGACACAGACCCAACUGCAAGCUUGUGCCCGUGUUAACUUGCUGCUUACAGAGUUGACGGUCAAUCGCAACAUCAUGGUGGCCAAGGAGAUUCAGUCCCUCAUCAAGGAGAUCCGCUCUGAGCCUGUCACUUUGAAGAUGUGGAGAAUUCCAGAGAUUCAGCAUUGGCAAGAUGCUGUGAUUGUGACAUUGGCAGAUCAAGCUCAUGCCAAUCGUCCUCAAGGUGGAUCGACUGGUGGCUACAUCACCUUCAUCGGUGGCCCCCAGCAUGCACAAGGAGAAGCAGGACGUCUCAACAUCCUGUCUUGGAGAUCUUGGAGAUUGAAAAGGAAAGCGAUUUCAACAAAUGAUGGUGAAAUUCAAUCCAUGGUGGAAGGCGAAGAUGCAAACUUCAGAACGAGAUUCCUUUGGUGCCAGCUCAAUGGCUGCAUCCUUAAGGAAGAGUUGCUGGACGAAGCGAAUGGCAUGGUGACCUACGUACGUGGGAUUCUUGGAACAGAUUCCCGCGGUGGCUUCGAUGCAAUCAUGAAGAACGAGAGCCCCUUACUUGGCCUCUCAAACAUUCGCAGUGCUCUUCAGGCCUUUCAGCUGCGUGAGCAGAUCGAGAUUGCCAAGACAACUUUGAUUUGGCUGUCUGGCGAUUGGAACCUUUCCGAUGCCCUGACCAAGAAGGACAAGACCGCUCGCGCUGGAUUGAUGCAGUUUCUUCGAAACUGGAUGUGGAAGCUUUCCUACGAUCCCAAUUUCAUCCAGUCUGAGAGGAAGUCAAAACGACUUGGACAAGGCGCAGUGACCCAGAUGCGCCAACUCCAAUCUUUGGUUCCAUGGACUUUCAUGGAUGAUUUGGAGGCUUUUUCAGAUACAUGA